CGUAGACUUCGGUCGCUGUUAAUACCUAGGUUAUCAUCACAGCCUUCAACCAGAACCAUACUCCGAUGCCAUCAAUCAUCCAACUUAUCGCUUUCACAUCAGCCGUUUCGGCUCUCGGGAUAAAUUGUCGUGGCUCUGGGCUUUGUCCCCGCGCGACCUGGAAUAAUGAUGUCUCUGUUAUUCAACUACUCCGCGACGCUGUCUACGCUGCCCCAAACCCCCUAUCGACAAGCUAUAAGAGCGGCGACCACGUCAUCUGCGUCUCGCAAUCGCAAAAGAUUACUAUCGAUGCAGGCUUCACGCUGGAUGGCUUUACCGGUAGCGUCGGCCUUUCGGGGACCAUCCAGGAAGGCGGCAUCUGCCCCCUCCCUCAAUACAUGUCUUCGGGAGCAACCUUGACGCUGGCGCAGAUCAGACCGUUGAUGGAUGCCUUACUCAAGCACAAGUGCUCUACUUGCGGAAGCGUACCGAUACAUUAUGUUGAUAAGGGCAGUAAUAGCCCAUCGGAUGGAAUCUUGACAUUCAACUAUGUCGCCGCACCAUAUUGUAUCGAUAACUGAAUCUCGGCGGUUGGUGGAUUAAGUUCGAGCUCAGCUACUGGUGUGCCCAAGACCGUGCCCAAGACUGUCGUCGCAUCGUCAAGUGUUCUGAUACAUAGCACAACUAAGCUUGCUUCGAUACCGGACACGACGGCGACGGCGACAGUUGAAACUAUUACUGUCACAGCUUCUGAUCCAGUACAGCCCGAAUCCAACACUCUAGUACCCACUACGACUACUUCCAUCACACCAAGCAAUACGUCAGGGGUUGCUAAUAGCGGUAGGAGAUUGCAAAUGAAAACCAGGUCAAGUUGUGGUAUCUGUAUUACUUUUGUAGUAUGUUGGCUGUUAUAGAAGACACUUGACUCACAACCGUCCGUCUUAGUAGCUUAUGAGUCAAAAGUAGGUGACAAUUCUUGAAAUCAUCAAUACAUCUAGGUAGGUAGGUAGGUGGG
Molecule: messenger RNA, 994 nt
Organism: Annulohypoxylon maeteangense
Lineage: Eukaryota; Fungi; Ascomycota; Sordariomycetes; Xylariales; Hypoxylaceae
Product: killer toxin
Exons: 2
Coding region: 66-560 (164 amino acids)
Cellular component (GO): extracellular region
Source: RefSeq, a predicted model, not a curated record